AUGAUCACAUACUUAAUCUGUCAAAUAAUUGCUCGUCCAAAAAUAAUUUUUAGGUUAUUUAGGUUACUUCUAAAAAUAAUAGCUCGAUUUUAAAUUAUAAAAAUGGCAUUACUUGGAGCGCAACUCGUAAUAACGUUAAUUAUGAUUUCGAUCAUUCAGAAAUUGGGGCCAUACUUUUCGUUCGCAAAAUUUUUGCUCUGCUCAACGGGUCUUGUAAGAUAUUUGUAUCCCACGGAUGAUGAAUUAAAAGAAGUUGCGAAUAUACCGAAAGAUAAACAUAAAAAUCGGAAAGGGAAGCAACAAAAUGGGAAAGUCGACUCGUUUCAUAUUCCGAGGAGUCUUGAAAUUGAUUUAAAAACGGCUAAAGUUACCCAAUUAGAUGUUAUACAUCUCAGGUUUUAUGCUGAAUACCAAUGGCUGGUUGAUUUUGCAAUUUACUCUUGUUUGGUUUAUGUUAUUACUGAAAUUUAUCAAAACUUUUUUUCGUUAAAAGAUGAAAUGAAUUUAAGUAUGAUGUGGUGUACUUUAGUAUUAAUAUUUGCGAUUAAGUUAUUAUUUUCUUUAACUGUUCAAUAUUUCAAAGCAGAUGAGUCUGUUGGUGAAAGAUCAACAUGUUUGGUAAUGGGUUUUGUUUAUUUAUUAAUUGCAAUGAUGAUUUUAAUUGUGGAUGAAAAUAUUUUGGAGAUUGGAUUACAAACUGCUUAUAAAAGCUUCAAUGACAGUGCUUCCACUUUUUUAAAUCAACAAGGUUUAAAUUCUUCAGGUCCUGCUUCAAAAAUAAUCAUCCAAUUCUUUUUGGCGAUAUUUGGUGCUUUAUUGGGAGCUGUUUUCACAUUUCCUGGUUUAAGAAUAGCCCGAAUGCAUUGGGAUUUAUUAAAACUCCAUAGAAAGAAUAAAACGAUUCAAACUUUAUUAAAUUUAAGCUUUGCACUACCAUUUCUUUUAGUUGUCGCUUGGAUAAAGCCGUUUUCAAGGCAUUAUUUAACUGUUAGAAUUUUUUCUGGGAUGACUUCUCCUUUAUUAAGCAAUGAUUCAUUUGAAAUUUUAAGACUGAUUUUUAUUAUUUUAACUGUUAUCAUAAAAAUAGUUUUAAUGCCAGUUUAUUUACAAGCAUAUUUGGACAUGGCUUAUCACAGAUUGGAAGAACAAAAAAAAGAAGCUGGGAGAAUCACCAACAUUGAUUUACAAAAAAAGAUUGCUGCAGUUUUUUAUUAUUUAUGUGUAGUCACUUUACAGUACAUCGCUCCUUUAAUAUUAAUAAUUUAUUUUGCAUUUAUGUACAAGACUUUGGGAGGAUUUAGUUGGAAUGGUUUGUUGGGAAAUCAAAAUUUGGAGGAGUGUCCAGCUAAUUCCUUCGAACAAACCAACUUAGAGGGAGAAGAUAAUAUACAAAAUUCAGCUCAUCAGUUUCAUUUAGCAAUUGAAAAUUUAAAAAAUGUGUUUACCCCACAAGUUUUUAAAGGACUUUUUGGUUUUGGUACUUGGUGGAGUUGUUUUUUAUAUUUUACUACCACAUCAAUAGGAAUGAUUUAUCAAUCGUAUUUUACACAGUCGUAAUUUUAAGUAAGACAAUAAAAAACUCUACGUGUUUUAAUUAAAUAAAUUCGGGUAUUAAUUGAAUUGUUAAAUUUUAUUUCCUGUCAUUUUUGUUGACAGUUAAAAUUAUGUCAAAAAAGUAUUACAAAUUGAAUUUUUCUUUA
This is a messenger RNA of Onthophagus taurus, 1700 nucleotides long. It is a transcript of the gene emei, whose product is annotated as transmembrane protein 161-like emei. The record is from RefSeq and is a predicted model, not a curated record. NCBI's taxonomy places the organism in Eukaryota, Metazoa, Arthropoda, Insecta, Coleoptera, Scarabaeidae.